GUGGUGUUACACUCCAAACCGUCCGCUAGUGCUAUUUGACAGCAAUGGAGGGAAGACCGAGUAGAGGGAGAGGAGGCAGCUGGAGAAGGGGUGGAGGCAGGGGGAAUGAUAGCGAGACUUGCGGUGGUGAGCACCGGGGCCGAGGGAGAGGAGGCCACCACCGAGGCCGGGGGAAAAGAGACCACCACCGCGGCCGUGGACGCGGAGGAGGCGCCCCUCCAGCCGACUUCCACCAGCGGGAUCAAGAUGAAGGGGACAGCCUGCAGCUGGAGAAUGAUGGGAUGGAGGUUUUUUCCAGGAGGAAGUUGGAGUCAAACUGGGACCGCUAUGAGGAGUCGGAGAGGCAGGAGCCGGCUGAUGACACGCCUUCUCAGAGAGGAACUGACUACCAUGUCCUGCUGGAGUCUGCAGGGGAUUCUUUCACUCAAUUCCGCUUUUCAGAGGAAAAGGAGUGGGAGAUGGACUCAUUAGCAGCCAAUCAGAUUUCGCCAGUGUUUGUGGACCUUCCAGCAUUGGCUCAGUGCCUUCAAGAAGUGCCUCUCCACCAGAGACUUAACUUGGAGGCCGAGCUGCUACAGGUCUCGACACCAGUAGAGCUGCCUGCUAUGACCGUCGCACCCAAACAGGACAUCGUGAAGAUGGCAGUCUUCACCCCUCCACCUCCCAAAGGCCUCAGUAGCGGCCAGGGAGGGUCCUCAGCUACAAAGCCAGUGCUGGGCACGGACCCUCAGGUUUCCCUUCGUGCAGCCGAGCCAGCAGUGGAUGAUGCUGAUGAGGAGCUGGACCAGCUGCUCAGUUUACAGAAACCAGUCUCAGAUGUUUCAGGAAGCCAGUCUGUCAGUGUCACAGAUGAGGAGAGCGCUGUUACAGAUAAAUUGCCUCGGGAACAAAAGGAGGAGGGUCCAGCGGUGACUGAGGAGAAGAUGGAGGAGCUGGAGGAAAUUGAGGUUACACCUCCUAAGACAGUUCCAAAAAGACAGGAAGUGACAGAGGAGGACCUGGAGGACUGGCUUGACAGCAUGAUCUCCUGACACCCAACCAUCAACGGUACAAACGAGCACAUAGACAGAUCAGGAGCAAGUCCAUUUAAAAAAGGAAGGAAGGAGGAAAUGUUCCUGGUGUUAUACAAGAGCCAAUAAUCCCAUUCAGCCUUGGGUUUAACUCUGAGUCUAGAGGUAUUUUUGCUCUGAGAGGAACUUGCUUUACUUUAUUUUGGAUUUAACCUGGAGAGAGUUUCAUCCUCUACACUUCUUCUACCUCCAGUUGCUUCUCAAACUCAUACAUAAGAAGUGCACUAUUGGCUCUGUGUAGGAGUUUCAGACUGACAGAAAAUUAUAAAGCUGACUAGUUUGAUUGGCAGUUGUAGGAUUGUAGGAGUUCGUAGGAUUUUUCCAUUGUUCCCCUGUUGCCCCCAACUUUCUGCUGAUUUUGAAAAGGGUAAGUCACUUUUCCAGUCUUUUAGGCUGAAUCAGUGACAAAAUGUCUGUAGGUGUGGAGAUGGGACUGUGCAUCUUGGACCAGAAGUUUGUGAGAAGGUGUGAGAAGGAAAUGUUCUUUCUACAGUUCACGAUCCACAGAGAAAUAAUUCUCUGUUCCUUGUGAGACUUUGGAAGUUAUACACCACGGGAGUGUCGCUGUGACGAGGGCUUCAGUCACCCUGUGGAGGGACACACAGUGGAACAGGCCAUGCACAACAUGGGUGGUUUAUUGCAUCAAUUACUUUAUUCAUUUCCUCCCCCUUGUCAAAAGAAAUGCAGUUUACCAAAGCUACUACAUACAUACAAAUGGCCAUACAAUAGCAGUUAACCAUUUUGUUGUAAGUGUUCAAUAAAUCCUUGAACUAA
Molecule: messenger RNA, 1844 nt
Organism: Myripristis murdjan (pinecone soldierfish)
Lineage: Eukaryota; Metazoa; Chordata; Actinopteri; Holocentriformes; Holocentridae
Gene: aven
Product: apoptosis, caspase activation inhibitor
Exons: 6
Coding region: 45-1031 (328 amino acids)
Biological process (GO): negative regulation of G2/M transition of mitotic cell cycle
Source: RefSeq, a predicted model, not a curated record